UGACAAUAUUGUGAAACAGAGUGCUGCAGCUGGUGCUUAUCUCAGUAGAGAAGAUCCUGCUACAUGGUCCAGGGCCUUUUUUAACCCUAUUCACUGUUGUGAACAUAUGAACAACAAUUUUUCAGAGUCUUUUAACAAUAUGAUCAACAAGAUGAGAAAUAAACCAAUUAUAAUGAUAGGAAUAAUGUAUGCUAACUUAGUGAUGGGUACAUGGUACAAUAGGAGGACUGAAUCUGCAUCAUGGGUAGAUGGUAAUUUGGUUCCUACUGCUGUUACAUUGAUUAAGAAAAUGUUGGAAUUUGUGACUGACUAUGGUGUUGACCCUUGUGUGGCUGGAGAGUUAUAUAUGGUGACUAGUCCAAAGAAUUCUGUGUUCACAGUGAACAUACUUGCCAAGACUUGCUCUUGUUUGCAGUGGCAGUUGAGGGGGUUCCCCUGUAUGCAUGCAGUGAGUGCAUUGCAUAGCAUAAGGCCACAAUGGAGAAAGUACUGCAGUGAUUACUAUUCAGUGGAGAACUAUAAGGCCACAUAUGCACCAACUUUUGCACCACUAGAUGAUAAAAGUGAAUGGGUCCAGCCAAACAUGAACAAGAAGAUCUUGAACCCUCCUCACAGUAGGAAACCAGGAAGACCCAAGAGCAAGAGGGUAAGAAGUUAUGAUGAACCUCGUGUUGAGAAGACAAAAAGGAGGUGUGGGAAAUGUGGAAAUGUUACUAACCACAACAAAAGAACAUGUGCUGGUGGUGAAGUGGGAUCUAAUCCAACUGCAAAGAGGCAAAGGACUGAAUGUGAUGCACAAAGCUUCACCUUCAGCAACAUAGAGCCAAGUCAGACCACCAGAGUUAGGGGUGCAGCUAAGUCAAACAAGAAGAAGAGAACGGCAUCAUUUGUUGGUGAAUGUUUUACAGGGCCUGGCAGUCAGCCUUUGGCAACACCAUCUUCUACUCCAGCUUCCACAACACCUAUGAGUCUGCCAUCUAUAGCACCAUCUUCUACUCCACCCUCUACAAUAAAUAACCUUUAUCAGAACUUCUUUGGCAUUGGAUCUGUAUCUCAGAAUAUAAAACAAGGAAAGGGAAGGGGAAAUGGAAAUGCUAAGAAGAAAUGA
Molecule: messenger RNA, 1108 nt
Organism: Papaver somniferum (opium poppy)
Lineage: Eukaryota; Viridiplantae; Streptophyta; Magnoliopsida; Ranunculales; Papaveraceae
Exons: 3
Coding region: 107-1108 (333 amino acids)
Molecular function (GO): zinc ion binding
Source: RefSeq, a predicted model, not a curated record